This is a messenger RNA of Pocillopora verrucosa, 1440 nucleotides long. RefSeq lists its product as uncharacterized. NCBI's taxonomy places the organism in Eukaryota, Metazoa, Cnidaria, Anthozoa, Scleractinia, Pocilloporidae. The record is from RefSeq and is a predicted model, not a curated record.
UGGUAAGAAGUAUUCUGCAACGCUUAUGUUUAUCGGAAAUAAGGAGGAAUGCCAAAAGAGGAUGGAGGCCCUGGAAGGUGCAUUAUCCCCAGAGCAAGCAAGAGUGUCCCAGUCACCAAAACAAAAAAAAGGAUGCAAUAGAUUGGGACAUCAGCAACGAAAUGAAGAAGUUGGAAAAAUUGGGUUCAUCUGUUUUUGAAAAUCAGGAGGUUUCCAGUGAUGAUGAUGGUGAUGAUGAAAGCCAAACUGGGUCUGAUUAUCAUCACCAUGUCCCCAGUGGUAGGAAUUUUCCCAAAGCCAACAAAAUUGCCAAAAGAGGGGGAAGUUCUUCUGAUGAUGACAACUGGAGAGAUAUGAUCACCAGAAAAAUUGAUUGUAUCUUGAAUAAAGUAGACUUCAUUGAGUCCCAUCUAAAUGUCACAAGCACAGAAUGGGAUAGAAGGGUGGCAACUCCUGAUAGUAAAAAGAUGAGGCAUGAUGGUGAUCAAGGAGAACAAUGGAGAAACUCCUCCCCUCUACCUUUACCUUCCUUAAUGUACAAUGAAACCAACCUCCUAUUACUCCCCUCUGGUGGGGAUUUAAAAAAAUAUGCUCUCAAGGUUUUUGCCAAUCUCUUCUCACUUGAGGAGAUGGCAAAUGGCAUCGUAGAGCCUGCCAGAGGGAAGGCUACUGGCAAGGUGGAGUUAGACCCUUACAGAGUUGAUCUACUAAAAAGAGCUAUAAAACAUAAAUUUGGCGAUGCCCAAAUGAACAAGAAGUGGCCUCAAAUAAGGCUCUCCUUGAAUCAAAAAUGCUUGGAUUCCAAGAGAAAAUUUCUCAUUGUAGAGGGAGAUGUUAACAAGUCCACAGACUGAAUGAACCUUUUUUAUACAAGAAAGAAAUAUAUGCAAAUUAAUGGUCAAAUGCUAAUUAAGAUGAGUGAUAGUGAGCUUUAAUUAUUUGAACACCUUUCCUUUAGUACAAAAAGUUUUUUUUUUGUUUUCAUACUUAAAUUACUCUAAAAGAAGAAAAGCCAUUGCAAACUGAGACAUGUCCCCAUCCUUAAGGUUAGCACUCGAGCUUUUGAGACAUAGACAAUAUUUUUUAGUGUUUGUUACUGCUUUUGCCAGUGCUGGUUUUAGGGAGUGGGUGUGCUUUUGUAAAAAUGGAAACCGAGCUUUAAUUCACAGUAUUGCAGUGCAUUUUGUAUUUCUAAAUACAAAAAUUCUUCUAAUUAAAAAAAUAACAAAACAAGUAUCACAAAUCAUUGUUUUUUAUCAUUAAGGGAAAAUAGCUGUCAAAUUUUUUGAGUUAUUAAUACAGUAAUUCAAUUUGAUAGAAAAAGUUUUAUCCCUGUCCUGCUGCUACUUUUGCUUGAAUAUAUUAGCAAAUUUUUGAAGUGGGAAAUGUAUAAUUAUAGUGUUGUUUGAAGUGUUUUUCCUUUAGAUAUAAUGGCUUGUU